Molecule: messenger RNA, 255 nt
Organism: Penicillium odoratum
Lineage: Eukaryota; Fungi; Ascomycota; Eurotiomycetes; Eurotiales; Aspergillaceae
Exons: 1
Coding region: 1-255 (84 amino acids)
Source: RefSeq, a predicted model, not a curated record
AUGGCUCAGUACGAGUGGGACUCACCCCCUGUGAUGCCUAAUCUUGGCCCCAACUGCUCGGCCUCAUCCACUGCUAUUAACCGUGGAUCACAAAACAUUGGUUUCAUGGCUGAGUUAUCUUCUCCGUAUGCUCUUGCUGCCCAGCAGUUCGACUCCAUGUCCCCGUGCAAUGGCCUGAGUUACGCGAGAGGUUCUGCGCUGAGUCGCAUGCCUGGGCACCAUAAUAUUUGGAAUGGCACAUGUAAGGGGCCAUAA